AGUAAAUAAUUAAGUAAUAAAUCUUUAUAACUCUACUUUCUAUUUCAAGUUUUGGGUUAUUUUUCAAUUCCCUGAAUUCAUACAUUAAGUUUCUUUUACUAAACUGUUUAUAUCGACCUUUAGUAACGUGAAACUAUUGUACACUCUAUAUAUUUCAUUACACGGACAACAAUUGAUGUUGUAUUACCAACGAUUCUAGUCCAAUCACUAUCUUUGUGUUUUUACUUUUACUUGCUUCAUCCCUUACAUUACUACUAUUUCAACAAGCAGGGCCGACUUAGAUAAGGGCAAGUGGUGCGAUCAUCCCGUAUCCAAUCUGUUGUUCUUCUAUUUUUUAAUAGAUGAGAGUCCAAUUUUUUUAAAACAUAUAUUUAUUUUUAUAUUAAAAAUAAAAAAAGGGCCAAUAUUUUUUAUACGAAAGUAUUUUUUUUUAAAAAAAAUUUAUUUUUAAAAAUAUUUCUAGUAUUUUGAAAAAAUAUAUCUAUCCUAUUUUUUUUUUAAAAAAAUAAUAGUUUAGAUACUAAAAUUGUUUUUUGCCCCAUAAUCCAUGAUAUUAUUGAGCCGGCCCUGUCAACAAGUAUCAAAAUGUUUCCCACUAUUCUCAAUUUCCCAUCUUGGUGAAUUAUAUGUUAGUUUAUUAUAUACCACGGCAUGUUGAGUGUUAGUUAGCAUCAAACUAUAGGAGGAUAGUUUAGUCAAAACAAACUAUAGGAGGAUAGUUGUUCAGUAUUGUAUAGAAGCAAAAAGAGAAAACAUGGCCACAAAGUCAAGUCGAUUUCACAUAUCAUUUGUUAAGUCUAUAUCCCUCUCGAUUUUUUUUGACGGCUAUCCCUCUCGAUUAUAAAAUGAUUAUAAUAAAGAAAAAGAGAGAAUAAACUGUAAAAAUAAAGAGACAGAGUGAGAAAGGAACAUAAGGGAAGGUAUGAAGUAGAAGUGAAGAUGCAUGCGAUGGUGUGUCGGAAAGGCAAAGCACAUGCUCCACAACUUGAGCUUCUCACUUGCGUCAGGGGUAAGUAUCCUCUGUACCGUCUUACUUUUCACUUAUUAUGUACCACCUCACUUCUCAGCCGCUGGAUCCCUAUUCAUUGCACAAUGUUUAUACUAUUCAUUUAUAAUAUGAAAGUGAUUUUUAUUGCUUAGAACUAAACUUAAUUGUCAAAAUAUUAUCUUUUACGUUUAUAGACAGCCGUAACAAACACUGUCCGUCAAAAUAUUUUUUUUCUUCCAUAGUUGGUAAUGUUUGCGUCACUUUCUGAAUUCCAACUAUAGUUUUUAGCUGCUUUGUAACCGUAAACUAAUGAACACAUAAUCAAAAAGUGAUUACACCAAUUAUCAUUUGCUUUUUACAUUAUAAAGAGAGUUCUUAAUUAUAAAGUUAUCAAAGUUUAAUGAUUUUUAUCUACAGUCUCUCUCAUGCACGACGUUACAUAACAAACAUAUAGAGACUAUUUCCCAUUUAUGAGGACUUUAAUCGUUUAGAACCGAUGCUGACUCGAUUAUCAGAUAUGUCAUAUGUUUUCUAUUUCCACAUGAAAAAGGAUUCUGACUCAUGCAAGCCACACAUUUAUGUGAUAAGUGAGGUUUAUCUGCUUUGAAAGUCCAUUAUUAAGGAUCUUGUUAAUUAAUGACGUCAUAGAUUUUUGUUUAACAAACAGAUAAGUUUCGAUCUGUUUACUCAUAGUAGAUCUCAGACAGGGGUUUUUAUUUUUUUUCCAUAUUAUUUAUGUGCUCAUAAUUACGUGGCUACGGAAGUCCUUUAACAUAAAAUAAUCUAAUAACAAUAAUCUUGGUGGUAUCCCUUAUAUAAUUUGCUAGACAUAAUAAAAUAUGAAGAAUAUUUACACUAAGACAAAACUACACUAACUUUAAAACGAUUUUCUUGUAGUAUAAAUAACAAUAGAACCUCUUUGGAUCCAAUGCCAACAAGGUUUAUCAAACGAGUAUUCCAAUACUAUUAUUUUCAAAAAUGUUUACUCCAUAUACAUGGACCGCAGACUUGCAAGUCUGCAACAACAACAAAAGGGAAAAUAAAAUAAUGAUUGAAAAUAAAUAUCAUCACGCAAAACCUUAAAAGUACUAUCGAUGUCGUGUCAUCCUCCUCUUCAUCUACAUCAAAUAGUUCCCACAAUUUUCACAUCAAUAGUUAUUUUACUAUUUUCCCAAUUUAUUUUUUUUUACCACUCUCUUUUCCUCUCUCCUUCGUAUAAUACUAUAUUAGUACCAUUACCCAUCUCUCUGUCACCACCAAACCUCUGCACAUCCUCUCUACUCUCUCUCACUCACAAGCAAAAAAGAUGUCAGGCAACCAUUACUCAAGAGACAUCCACCACAACACUCCCUCGGUGCACCAUCACCAAAACUACGCCGUUGUUGAUAGAGAGUAUUUAUUCGAGAAAUCACUAACCCCAAGCGACGUCGGAAAGCUAAACCGUUUAGUCAUACCGAAACAACACGCCGAGAAACACUUCCCUCUCAAUAAUGCCGGGGAUGACGUGGCGGCGGCGGAGACGACGGAGAAAGGGAUGCUUCUUACCUUCGAGGACGAGUCAGGCAAGUGUUGGAAAUUCAGAUACUCGUAUUGGAACAGUAGCCAAAGCUACGUGUUGACCAAAGGAUGGAGCAGGUACGUGAAAGACAAACACCUCCACGCAGGGGACGUUGUUUUCUUUCAGCGGCACCGUUUUGAUCUACAUAGAGUCUUCAUUGGUUGGCGAAAACGCGGCGAGGUUUCUUCCCCUACCGCCGUCUCCGUCGUGUCUCAAGAGGCACGAGUUAACACGACGGCGUACUGGAGCGGCUUGACUACACCUUACCGUCAAGUACACGCGUCAACUAGUUCUUACCCUAACAUUCACCAAGAGUAUUCACACUAUGGCGCUGUCGCUGAGAUACCGACGGUUGUUACAGGGAGCUCGAGGACGGUGAGGCUAUUUGGAGUUAAUCUCGAAUGUCACGGUGACGUUGUCGAGACACCACCGUGUCCGGACGGCUACAAUGGCCAACACUUUUACUAUUACUCAACUCCUGAUCCCAUGAAUAUCUCAUUUGCUGGAGAAGCAAUGGAACAGGUAGGAGAUGGACGACGUUGAUGAUAUUUGAAAAGAAGUGACAAUCUUUUAGAUAUUGACUUUAGAUUAUGAGUCCAUACUUGGCCCAGUUGUCAUAGAGAAACACCAAAAAGGAGGAAAAUUAAUAUCAGUAUAACUUCAUUAUUAUGUAUUUAGUUAUUUACUAUUUAACCAAUUUGAAAACAAAAAUAAAAAAGAGUAGAAUUUUCUUUUUCAACA
Molecule: messenger RNA, 3287 nt
Organism: Brassica rapa (field mustard)
Lineage: Eukaryota; Viridiplantae; Streptophyta; Magnoliopsida; Brassicales; Brassicaceae
Product: B3 domain-containing protein At3g11580
Molecular function (GO): DNA-binding transcription factor activity; DNA binding
Source: RefSeq, a predicted model, not a curated record